Coturnix japonica (Japanese quail) is the source of this 637-nucleotide messenger RNA. The record is from RefSeq and is a predicted model, not a curated record. NCBI's taxonomy places the organism in Eukaryota, Metazoa, Chordata, Aves, Galliformes, Phasianidae.
AUGGGCCCCAUAGGAUCCUAUUGUGCCCCAUAGAUAACGGGGUCCCAUAGGGUUCUAUUGAGACCGGAAGAGGCGGGGCUUCUCAUCCCCACGUGACGCGGAAGUAUCGUCCUACUUCCGGUUCUUGCCCUUAAUGCGGCAGUGUCUCCCACUUCCGGUUCCGGCUCUUAAAGCGGAAGUAUCGUCCCACUUCCGGUUCUCGCUCUUAAAGGGGCCGCGUCACGAAUCUGCCGGUUGAGCUUUAAAAAGGGGGGGGGGGGGGGGUGAAUUUUGGGUUAAAAUCGGGGGAUUUUGGGGUUUUUUAAGGACCAAAAUGGCGUCGAGGGAUCCCAAUGUGUUCCUCUUCGUCCCCAACGUCAUCGGCUACAUCCGCGUUGUGCUGUCAGCCGUGUCGUUCCUAUUGAUGCCCCACUCCCCGGUUCCCGCUGCUGUGUGCUAUGGGCUCAGCGCCGCCCUGGACGCUGUGGAUGGAUUGGCUGCAAGGUGGCUCAAUCAAGGCUCCCGUGUGGGCGCCAUGUUGGACAUGCUGACGGACCCCAGAACCCCAUUGACCCCACAACCUUUGACCCCACAACCCCAUAACCCCAUGACCCCACAACCCCAUGACCCCAUGACCUUGUGACCUCAUGACCUCAUG